AUAAAUUUUAUGUAGGAUCAGCAGGUUGCCUGCGAAAUCAAGACACGUGAGAUUGGGGGUAGGAGAACUGUGGCUUGAACAGGGACAUGUCAGGCUUGCUGCAACUCUACCAUGUCUAGCGCCAAUGUCUCCGAGUUCUUCCUCGGAGGCGUGGCGGCCUGCGGGGCCUGCCUCUUCAGCAACCCUCUGGAGGUGGUCAAGACGCGCAUGCAGCUGCAGGGGGAGCUAAAGGCCCGGGGCACCUACCACCGGCACUACCGCCACGUCUUCCACGCCUUCUACACCAUCGGCCGGGUGGACGGGCUGCGGGCGCUGCAGAAGGGGCUGGUGCCUGCCCUCUGGUACCAGCUCUUCAUGAACGGGGUGCGGCUGGGCAGCUACCAAUGCCUGGUCAACCUGGGACUGACCAGGAAUGCCAAGGGGGAAGUCAGCGUGUUGCGGAGCGUGGCGGCAGGGGCAUUUGCAGGCUGCACGGGGGCAUUUAUCAGCAGUCCUUUCUAUAUGGUAAAAACACACCUGCAGGCGCAGUCCCACAGCGUUAUAGCUGUGGGUUACCAACACCAGCACACCAGCUUCACAGCUGCAGUUCUGCACAUCUUCCGCGAGGGCGGAGUUACCGGCUUAUGGAGGGGGGCCACUGCUGCCAUGGUGCGGGUGUCCUUCGGCUCGGCUGCACAGCUCUCGACAUUCUCAACUUCUAAAGAAAUGGUUUUAAAAACGAAUUUCUUCCACCCCCAAAGUGUCGCCGUCCCGCUCUUCGCCAGCAUGGCCAGCGGCGUGGCAGUAGUGUGCGUCAUGACGCCCUUCGACGUCAUCAGUACACGGCUGUACAACCAGGGCCUGGACACCGGCGGGAAGGGCGUGUACUACAGCGGCUUUGCCGACUGCCUGGCCAAGAUCUACAAGAAGGAGGGGCUCUUUGGCUUCUACAAAGGCUGGUCAGCGUCCUGGUUUCGGACUGCCCCUCACACGGUCCUGAGCCUCCUGUUCUGGGAUGAGGCCAGGAAGCUCUACAAGAAACUGAAAGGUCUGGUAUGAUGGCUUUAUGCACAGCCGCCUGAGGGCACCAUAUAUUGGCUCAUAUUAUAAACCUUUUUUUGUCACCAUUUUGUACAUCUGGAUUUUUCAAUGGCUAAUGCAUGUUUUAAAAAAUGUCGUGGGUAAUCAAGGCUAGUGUAAAGGUUUUAGCUUUGAAUUUUUUUUUUUGCAAAUUGAGGAAUUAAUUCGUUGCAAUGUUUUUAAUUGUUACUACUUGUACAAAUACAAAAAGCUUAAAGGCACCCUCAGGUGGCUGUGCAUAUUUCGUAGGAUUUUUAUUUCCUGGUGUUUAUUUGCCAAGGCUGUGUAUAGACUGUAAGUGAACACAGGUAUUCCCUCUAGUUUACCACACUCAGGAGGUGAAGAGCUGUUAAAAGACCUACAUGUACAUGUAUCCAAUGUGAUGUGUCAGAUUACCUCACAUUGCAUAUUCCUUCUAUCAGGUUUGAGACCAUUUCCAGUACUCAACUUCAUAUCUGUUUCAGGCUUUUCCAUCUAUGAUCUUUGUUUUUUUAACUACUGACUUUGAAGUUAAUAGCUCAGUAGUAAGUAAAGUAGUGCCAAAGGAACAUCACGUAACUUGCAAAAGAGCUAAUUUGAAUGUUUUAGGCUCGCAGUCGGGGAUUAAUUUGAUAGACAAAGCGUUAGAUGGAGACGAUGUCAAGUAUUGGAAAAAUGGCUUAGAAAAGGAUAGAUAGAUAACUCAUCCACUUUGGGAUUUUCUGUUUCGUUACUUUUUUUUUUUAUUUUAAUGUACUGUACAAAGAAAUUGGAGUAAUCUGGGAAAUGACAUGCUUAGAAUUGCAGUGAAAUGAUUUACCAAAUUGAAAUUAAAGACGUUUAACCCAUAUGGUUUCCAUCCGUGUCACCUAUAAUCAAACUCAGUUUGGCACAGCGAGUCACAAGUUGACUCCUAUUGUGUAACAUAGGUUUUUAAUGCCCCCCCCCAUUCGGGUUGAAACCUGUUUUCAAAAUGUCAAUCUCACAGUAAUCCAUAAUGUUGUAAUAGUUGGAAGUAUCCUACCAAAGGAGUUGUCAUUGCUGGGAAAAUGGCGCCCUCUCUUGAUCAGGGCCCAUAGAAACAGAACUACAUUUCUUUGAUUCUUUUAGAUAACAUUCGCGAUCAUUUCAAAACAAAAUUCCAAUUCUUUUCCUACACCCCAUACCAACUCGAAACUUGGAGAUAUUGUAGAAUCCCUAGAAAGACAAAAAAUUUAGAUUUGUAUUAUUUUAAUGAAUCAGUGAUUUCUCAAAAUAAAAGAUUGUUUAUACCAUAACCAUUUCAUUCCUGAAUGUGCUUCGUUGGAUAGUCUUUUUUAGUUUUUUUUACGUGUGACAAAAUGCAUAACAUAACGCCUUUCAUAACGGGCAAAUUAUCUGGUAGAAAUAUUUUCGUCAGAUUUUGCAUUAAAAAGGGGAAAAAAAUCACAGCCUGCCUAUUCACUAUACAUGUAUGUUGUACAACUUUAUACUGGAAUAUCCUGGAUCUUCAUAGAGUAGAUUUUCAGAACUUGCUCUCUCAAAUACUUUUCAACUGACAUUAUUUUAUAAUUUACCGUGUACGCAACAUGGUUCAGUUCUUAGAAUUGCUUUAGAAAUGCAUGUUGUCUAUUUGCAGCUCCUGCUGGUUCUGUUGCCUUUUUAAAAUAACAUUACCUCGAGUUUAAAAAGUUGCUAAAAAGGGAGUGAUACAGUUGAUAGUACACGGCAUUCUGAGUCCAGAACUUGAUGUUUUAAUCCAGUUUUUUUUUUUUACUUUUAUUUACAAUCCUUAAGUUUAACAUUAAGUUAGAAUACAUGCUUGCUAAGAGGCAUGAGUGGCCCAGUGGUUAGGACAUUGGACUCUGAACCAUAAGAUUGAAGGUUCAAGCCUUGGGAGGAGUUGUUUUUUUUUUAACCCAUAUUCCUGAUUUUUAUGUUUAAGAUUAAGUUCGAACACAUGUUAGUUAAGAAGAGUUAGUGGUCUGGUUGGUUGGAUGCUGGACUUUCAACCAGAAGGUCCUAGGUUCAAAUCCUGGAGUGGGCAGUUGUCAGUUUUUUUUAAAUGUUCUAAUUUUAGAAUGUAAAAUAAGCAAAACUUCUUCUCCAAGCUAGCUCAUUCAGCUAGCUUGUUGUCCCUGCUGGGGUUUGAUCCUGCUUUGGGAGAGGGUUCUCCAUCACGAGGCGGAAUCCUAACCUGUUGAGCCACUCGGGUUCCCCCAAUGUUAAGAUGCUCAUUUGUUAUAUAUAAAGAUUAGGUUUAUACUUAGUCAAUUUCACCCAUCCCUGAUGACUGUGCAAAACAUGGAGGUGCAGUAUUAACGUAAUUACCAACGUUUGACAAGGGAUGGAGAUAUUGGGCAGAUUAUGUGAUUCAGGAGUAAUGGACAAGCUAAAAAAAAGUUGGCUGAAAAAAACAGGGGCGGCAGUGAAAUUAAAACCAACUAUUAAAAACUCACAGGUACUUGAAACACAAGGUGGAAUUCCUUGUAAUAUACACAGAGAAAGGUUUAUUUACAUUUCGAAACAUGAAAGUUUAAUGAAUACAUAAAUAUGACCUGUUAACAGUU
Molecule: messenger RNA, 3587 nt
Organism: Acanthaster planci (crown-of-thorns starfish)
Lineage: Eukaryota; Metazoa; Echinodermata; Asteroidea; Valvatida; Acanthasteridae
Product: solute carrier family 25 member 35-like
Source: RefSeq, a predicted model, not a curated record